This is a messenger RNA of Hyaloperonospora brassicae, 5952 nucleotides long. Lineage: Eukaryota; Oomycota; Peronosporomycetes; Peronosporales; Peronosporaceae. The record is from the annotation of a GenBank genome assembly.
AUGUCCGACGCCCACGUACCGCAGUCGACACGCGCACGCAGUCGUGACUCCCACUUGGCGUCGACACGGAGAAAGAGCGCGUUUUCCUCGUUUCUGUCCGUGAGCAGCAAAGCCGACGACGACGAAGACGACGAUGCGCACGCGCGCGCGUUGUGUGGGACGCAAGAGCAGGCAGGUGAUGGCUGCGUGUAUACGGACUCGUCACAUGGAUUGGCGCUAUUACAGACCGAGAAAGGUCAAGACGCCAAUGAGACUGGCAGCUUUCGUCUGGUGAUGGCAAAAUCUGGAGCUGAUGUUGGACAGAGAGACGACAGGAGGAAUGACAUGAAGAAAGCGGUGAGGGGGACAACCGACGAGAGUGCUGUACUGCGUCAGGGCUGUCAAGAGAUUGCUACAGGAGAAGACACGGUUGUCCGUGAUAGUGAUCUCUGCGGCAGCUGGUCAUCCUGGCCUCGGAGCGUUGGCGCCGAUGAAGAACUUGAUAUUGAUGAACGUCGACCCAGCUUUUCGGACGAGCAUAGUUUUACAGAAGCAGACAGCUUUACGGAAGCCGACACAAGUUUUGUGUGUCGCCCUAGUAUGCUGAAUGACGGUGACGACGAUGAUGAGGACAGUUGGCACGAAAAAGUACAGGGUGAUUUCGAUGAUUGCAGUUUUGUGGAUAGUAGCUUUGUCUAUCAGCGACCUCUUUCGGAGAAAUCUGCUGAUGAUAGCGGAGAGCGUGAAUACGUGCGACCGAACAGCCAUAUAGAAAGUGAGUCCACGGACGUGCUGAACAAUGGUGGAGACAGCAAGGAAUGCGAUGGCGUGUGCAGGUUGGAACGUGACACAUCUGAAGCAAAAAGCGGUCAUCGACUUACUUGGCUUGACAAUGGUGAUGAUGAUAUCUCGACAGAAGCGGUUGGUCAGGCCUCUUCAUCGAGUCCGCGUACCAUGACAGCGCAGAAAAGUAGCUUUGUGUAUCAUCAGACUCCAGCAGGAGCAAACAGCGAGACGCAAGACAAAGUUUGCGGAAGGAAGAGUUUGGCAAGAAGCGGCAAUUCUUGUGCAUUGCGAAAAGACAAGAUCCUGGUUGGUGGAGCAGAUAACACUGCAAGCGCUGGAAGUGCAAGUGGUGAUGCACCGCUGAUCUUGAGGUCAAGCAUGUCGAGUUCUAUCCGGUCAAGUGUCGCAGUCUCGUUUGAGCUAGAGGACGAUGACAUGUCGCAUCGAUUGCAAGAAGGCCAGGUUGCAUUGAUUGGCGUGAAGAGUGACAGUGUGGGUAGUAUCCCUUCGAACAGAUGUGCCUCGCGAACUUCCUUUGAUGAAGGCGACUCUAGAGCAGGGAAUGCUGCACAAGUUUGUGCGGAAACGUCCGCUGCGACGUCGUGUGUGCAUGAUGUAGAGGAUGAAGUAUUACAUAGGUUGCCUGGUCGUUGUGUCAGUAACGCAACUAGCUGCAUCGCAACACGCACAGCAACAGCUGAAAGCGAUGAGAAGUCGGUCCAAAGUGGGGACACAAGUGUAGACGAUGACGAGGCACUGGUCACUAACGGCUUAUCAAGUACCGACAAAAUUGCCGAGUACCCUGUAUAUAGACGGUCGAGUGCUGUCCUACCGACAGCAUCCUCACGACAUACGGCAGCAACUCGCAAGUCUCGGAGAACAUUGUUGCUGGACUCGGGAGAUGGUAAGCUAGCCAACGACGAUAGCCUUGGGUCUUUUCGCGGUAACGUAACAUCUUUGCGAGCAUCCGGAUCACAAAGUGAUGACCAUUGUAUCGAAAGUGGGAUUGAAGUGCGCACAUCAGUGGCGCGCAGGCCUUCGACUCCGUCCAUGUCUGCGCCACGCUCUGGUCAUACGAAUGAUAAUGGUGACGAUUUGCAAGAACGCGUUUCGUCUGGAUGCUGGAUGACAUCGGACGCUCAGUGUACUGGAGAAGACAUGUUUACGAAAAUGGCAAAUGUCGUGGGCGACGGUGCUGACCAGAAUGAAAAGUGCGAUGGGGAUAUGUUAUCACAGGGCGCUGGCAAGCACCCGUCCAGAGACAUUUCCGAUGCCAACUCGGCUAUGUCGGAUUCUUCAGACCGCAGCUACAGCGACUCAGUCAAUGCCGCUGAUGGGCUGGAUUGUAGUUAUAGCGCGCUAGUAGAUUGUGGAGAAUCGCACUUGGUCCACAGUGACAGCAAAAGUGCAAGCACGAGUGUUUGUGACACGAGUUGGGACAGCUCUUUAGUAUCUUCGGCGGCGUCCCAGUCAUUGGCUGCGAGCGACGAGCUUCCUUUCGUCUCUUUCAAUGCUGCGCAGCCUCCUUCUUCAGCAGGAUCGCAAUGGCCGCUGAAGCGAAGUACAGCCGAAGAGAAGCGUGCGUCGAACCGAGCAGUAGCAACUCCAGACCUAGACAUGCCUGCUCACAAGACGGAACGGGUAGUGUACAGGCCAAUAGUGAUUCCGCGUGGCAAUGACGACCACAACGCUGAGGUGUCCAGAUCUCCGGCUGUGUCCUCAGCAUACUCAACGAGUCCCGUACAGUUUUCAUCUGCGGCUCUCCUGGCCGCUAUUAUGACUCGCGACGUGGUCGCAGACUCUCGAUCUGGAAACGCGGUAGACGUCACUCUCGGCUCAAGACCUCAGCGUGUACCCCCACUCAAGACAAAACAGUUGCCUCGAGGUUUGACUUCCGUUUCAGUGUCAGCUCUGUCAGAAAGUGGUGCUCGAAGGCCUCCUUCAUCGAUUUCGGCAUCGAUACCAACGACGUCGUCUGGAAAUCGAUCAUCUGUUGCAUCAUCGUACGACGAAGGUACUGAUCGCAUCGACUAUACUGGAGUUUAUCGUGGCUCUAGUUGUAGCCGGGGAGCAUUGGACACGCACCGCAAAUCUUCAGGAGUAACUGGAUCUGAAGCUGGGACGACGGGAAAAGGUGAGCAACGGUCGCUGAACGGAAGGCAACGGAAGGCUACGCUCAAUCCAGCGAAACCAGGGCGCUCAAAAAGCGAUGGUCGUGCGACGCAGUGUAAGGAUCGACGCAACGUAGAAGCCUUCUUUCGGCGCACACCCCAGAACGGUGUGCUCGCGGUCGACGAACGAGAAGUAUAUAGGCCAACAAAUCGACAAGUGCGCGCUUGCACAUCAGUGGAUCAGCGCACGGACAGCCAUGUAGGCCUACUGCGCAGUGUUGCUUGCCAUAGUUCCAAGACGAGCCUGGUUAUUGAUCUGAAGGAUUUGCGCAGUGGCGACGAUUUAGCCGGAUGGCACUUGAAGAAUGGCGCUUUUGUAUCGGCGCUUCAGCAACGAGACUCCCAUCAGCAGGGGGCAAUGGCGGUGACGAUCGGAAGCGAGAGCCCAGGAAGUACAACGACUCGGUCGAUUGCAUCUCCUGACUACAUUGCAAAGCACAUAAACUAUGUGGUGAGCCCCGAGGGAUCCGCUGUUCGCAGAACUGAUUUGCUGUACAGGGAAGCGGAUCAAGCAUUGAACUCCGAAGUUUCGGCAAGCAAAAGCAGAAGUGCACGUGGCAUUUUCUUUUCUGCCUCUACCGGUUCUGAAGAAGGCGGUGUCAGCAGACCCGAUGCGAUUUUUGGACGGACAGCUCCGCGUGUGCCACAAACAGCUACUCUAGCACGACUAUCGGCUAACGAGUCAUCACAACUCUCGGCGUCACCUUUAGCGGCAUUGUUCACGACUCCUCGUGACUUGGGUUCAAGCGAUGGUGUCGGCAAUGCGAGGAUAUCAGGAUGGUUGCCGGGCACGUUUACUGAUACCAUACGAACAUUUUUGCGGAAGACAGGAAGCGGCUACAGCGGCGUAAAGCAGUCAUCAAUGAGCUCACCGUUUGAUGCUUCACGCGUAUCGUUCUCGCAGCGAACGACGUUGGCUGAUCGUGUACAAAGUUUGUCGGCUUCGCUGUCACGCGCUGUACGGCGCUUCCUGCCAGGUCACGACGCUUAUGGCCCGACUGGCAAUGCGGAUCCGACGUCACCUGGAUCUCACUGCACGUCUCCGGUAGCACUGCGACGUGCCUACGACCAUGAUGGUUUUUACGGUAUUCCGUUCAAGGUACCGGGUCUGAACAAGCCUCUGGAGCAGGCCCAGAAGCAUCAGCGUGUGGGAAUUGGUCGUGACUGGGUUCAGCAGUGGCUACUGCUGGCGGCAUGUGUCGUGCUUGGGCUGUCUAUAGGAGCUGUUUUGGUGCGCGCUGUGGCAAUUGAUGCCAGCGUCUUUUCCUUGUCUAGCGCUGAAGUACAUGAACGCCAAGAGAGUACCGGGCAGUUGGUGCUUGCCACCGGCACGCGAUGGCUUCUGCUACCUGGACAUUUAUUUAUGCGAGUAUGGACCGCAGUGACGAUUCCGCUACUGGUCUGCUACGUCGUCAACGCAAUGUCAGAUCUCGUGGGCUGCGCAGACAAAGGUGCGCUGGUUCUUGGCUUGCGUUCGACGGGAUACGCGUUACUGUUGGCAGCAGUAGCUACCGUCGAAGGAGUUCUGGCGAUGUGGUUGACGCACACGUUUGGUUGGUUCAGGGGAAGCCGCCGCGCGGCCAGUUCAGCAGCAUCGAUACUGUCGGAUGCUCUAGGCGCGACAUCGUUCCCCAUAGGCACUGUUGGACUUCUCUGCAAAAGCAAUGGCGCAUAUCUGCAGCAACUAGGGCAUGAUCGAUACGCAUGUUCGAAUGCGUCGUUGUCGUUGCCGCUGUCGAAAGAGGUAAGCACGAAUGUUUCCGACAUUACUGGUAGUGGUCCAGCUGUGUUUGCUUUGCGAGAAGUCUCUUCAGUGUACAAAACCCCGGCAUCGAGUGCAGUGUACUACCCGGUGUUGCUUGACGCAAUGGAAACCACGGCCAACAGUUACGGCCUAUUGGCUACUUCGGUAAUGCCUGCGCGACCACGUCACACGAUGGCUGCGCAGUCCACCGUGGCGACAAUCGAUGGAAUGAUCUCGCUGGAAGGCCUCGUCUUGAUUGCCUUGCCUCUGGGAUACGUGUGCGGGAAGCGGAUCCUGCGACUGAGACGUGGUGCUCGAGCGGUGUUGUUCGAGUCACGACAUGUAACAAACCCAGCCAAGGCAGAUCCACGAAACACUCGCCAUUACAUCGUGGGCUUUCUGAUGGAACUGCAGCUUGCCCUCGAGUGGUUGAUCCGGUCCAUGGAGCAACAUUUGGCCCCCGCAGGCUUUUUCUCGCUCACGCUGGGGCACGUGGUGCUUCACCAUCGCGAGUGGCAUUCAUUUGCGUCUCCAAUGCUGUCGCUGCUUGUUGUCGCAAUGGCUGCACUUGUCCUGCACGUCGUGCUGGUCUAUUCGGUCGUGCGCACCCAAUUUUGCAGCAGUCGACGUCGAAUGCCUCUGCUGACAACAACGCGAGCUUUUGUACCGGCAUUUCUGUUUGCGUUCACGACCAACGACGUUGCACUGUCGGCUCCAGUCACGAUGGCGUGCUUUGCCCGCGUGCUCACAGUGACUCGAUCGGCUGCCCAAUUGACUACCGCAGUGACGGCAGCGUUCUCCCGCAACGCACGGGCACUGUACCUGCCGCUUUUGCUGCUCUGGCUGCUCGAGACGUCGGCGUCUGAAGUGGAGCUGCAGCUGCGUGCGUUGGACUACGUUCUGGUCGGACUCUUGUCGAUGCUGAGCUGUUUUUGCGGAGGCAGCUCCCGCCUGACUCUGGCCAUGACGCGCGCUUUGUGGUACAUGAUGAAAGUGCGUGCCCAGUCACCUGAUGCUGCUCGACUGAUGCCAGCGACGAUGCCACUGCUGGUCGUGUGCGACGUGGUGCUUUCACGGAUGGCCAGUGUCGUGACCCUGGCGGACCAUCUCGUGCUCGCACAGCUCACAGCGCAGCACUGGGGAGAGACCGUCGUGGAGGAGCGGACAGUCGAAGCCGGCAAUAGUAGCUACAUAUCGACCUGCAGCCCCCUGGACGACAGUCAGGUGCUUCGUCGUCCGUCCAGUGCAAUGCUCUCGUCUGUUUGCUUGUGA